This is a messenger RNA of Neltuma alba, 537 nucleotides long. RefSeq lists its product as uncharacterized. Lineage: Eukaryota; Viridiplantae; Streptophyta; Magnoliopsida; Fabales; Fabaceae. The record is from RefSeq and is a predicted model, not a curated record. The transcript has a single exon. The coding region runs from base 1 to 537 and encodes 178 amino acids.
AUGAACGCAUCUCCUCACAAUGAUUCUGCCACCAUAAACCUCGAUUUCCCUCCCCUCGAACCCGACGUCGAUGUUCGUAUCGUGGGUUCUUGUCGAGGCAUUUUACUUCUCCAGAUAGAAAAAAAGCAAGAAAAACGUCUGUUUCUGUGGAAUCCUGUGAUCACUGGCACUUACAAACAGAUCACACAGCCUCCUGAAUGCGAAUAUGUAAUUCCGUUUGUCUUUUGUUAUCAUGAAUCUAUGGAUGACUACUUAAUUGGUCUCUCCUACUACAUUCCUAGUAGGUGGCGUGAGGUUUUGGAGGUUCUUUCUCUGAGGGAAAAAAUUGAUCUCAAAUGCUGCUACUAUUGUAGAAAACCAGUUCCAAACCUUGGUACAUUCUGGAACGGUGCUAUUCAUUUCAUAGCUUAUCGUUAUGGGAAAUCUUUUCCGGCAGAACUUAUUGCGUUUGAUAUAACAACAAAGGAUAUAAGAAAAGCACAUCUCCCCAUCGAACAUUCAAACUUUUUGGAAAAGUGCAGAUCUGUAAGUGCAUAA